AAACAAGCCAAAUUUUACUACUUUUUUAAUUCUAAGCCAAUAAAUUAUUAGUGGCAAAAUAAACAAUAAAUAAGCUUUUGUUAUUUUGGUUUAUAUAAAAUGUAUAAAUCAGAUUAGAUAAAUUAAUCACUCAAAAAGAACUAUCGCUAUGACUUCAAAAAUGGGAUUUUCGAAGGUAAUGUGGUUUAAUACAAAAGAUAGGGCUUUGGCAUUGCAAUCCUCGAUGAUGGAUACAUUUACAUUGGAUAUUGGCAUAAUGAUAAAGUUCAUGGAAAAGCAUUAAUAUUCUUGCCAAAUAUAGGAGUUAUUUUAGCAAAUUUUUCAAAGGGAAUGCAGGUUGGUAUUUAAGUAGUAAAGCUUUAUAAGUUUUCUAAUGAAUACUUCUGUGUCAAUAUUAAAGAUCAUUUAAAGGUUCCAAAAGAAGUUGUUAUUUUCUCUAAGCUUACAAAUAAAUCAGUUUAAGCAUUAAUCAAAAAUGAAAGACAAAUAGAAUUCAAAGAAAUCAUAUUGUCUAAAGAAUACGAAGAAUUAAUUUAAUAAUUAGAUUAAUUUUCGAUGCAAUUUUCAAGUGAUUUUAAAAUUACCAAAUGUUUUAGUAUUGAUGGUGAUAAGUAAAUUAAGCUAGGUUUUGUUGGUGGAAAUCACAAUAGAUUAAAUGGCUUGGGUUUAAUAAUAGAGUAAGAUAGUUACAAAAUAAUUAAGCAAGGACUGUUUGAUGAAGAUAAACUAGAAGGAGUUGGAAAAUUAGUUAUGCCAAAUGACGAUGUGUAUGAAGGGAUAUUUAAAAAUAACUAAAUAGAUGGCCAAGGAUUUUAUUUCACAGCAAAGACUAACUCUUACAUUUAGGGUGUUUUUAAAAAAGAUGUAUGUAAGGAAUUCAUUCAAGAUGGUUUGGAAUAUCCUUUGAAUCAAAUAAAAAAGUUUAAACAGUAAAUACAUGAGUGCAGUAUUCAUUUUUAUUCUUCCUCGUUCUCUGCAAGAGACUUUAUAAGCAUUAAUUGGAAUUAUUUAUAAGAUUACAUGGACAAGUCAAAGUACAUGCCUAUAUUUGUAGAUGGAAAUUCCUCAUCAGGCUUAACCAGCUUACUUGAUAAAAAUUAAAGUACAAAUAAUAAUUUUUAUAGAAGUGAUGAAUACUAAUAGACAUUUUAAGCAAAUAAUUAAUAAAUCAAUAGCAGCAAAUUAAAUACAUGCUAAAUGAUAAGCUCUUCUUUUAAUAAAUAUUAACCACAUAUUACAUAAAGAAGAAGUAGUAGUAUUAACGAAUACAGAAAUUAACUCCCUACAUACCAUCAUAGCAGAUUGAACUCUCUUAAUGUAAGUUAGAAUUUUGGAAAAAAUGGAUUUUUAAAUAGCUCUAAUAGAACAUCUUAAACACAAACUAGCCAAAAAUAUUCAACUAAGUACACAAUAAGCUAUAGAGAUCAUUAAAUUGAAAAUCCAGAAUAGCAGCUUUCUAACUCAAAGAUUAACUUUGGGAAAUUAAAUUGGGGGUAAAAACCAGAGGCUUCUGAUUUAUCUUUUUCAUACACUAAUUUUAAUGUUAAUAAAGAAGGUUAAAAUUUGUAUGAUCUUCUAAAUAACGACGAGACUUAUCAAAAAGAGUCAAAAAUUAAUUACUUUAAGAACUCAGGUAAAAUUCCUUCCUAUUAGGACACAAUGUAGGAAGGUGAAAUAAUUAAAAAAAGGCUUAAUGAAAUGGCUGAUUUUGACAAUUGCAAUGUGUCUAACAACGACAGCGAAAAAAAAAUAUUAGAAUCAGUUUAAUAGAUAAAAAUAAAUUCUAUAUCUCAACCUGUUACUUAUAGAUCAGUUAAUACAACAACCCCUCUUUAAGCAAGAUAAAUUGAAAGAUAGUAGAAUUCUAUAGAUUCUUAAAAAAUGAAUAGAAGAUUUAGCAAUUAAAAUUAUACAUAUAAUAUUGAAGAUAAUUUCUAAAUAAAAGAAAACACACAAGACCCAACAAAAAUUUAAAGUAUUUCUGACUAUCUGAAAAAUGUAGCAGAAAAUAACCAAGAAAGCUAUUUAAAUCAAAAAAUAGAUUCAUGUGAUUUUAGAUAUAACAAAAAUGGUAGAAAUCUCAUUCCAUAUAAUCCCAACCAAUAUGGUAAAGAUUUUAUUAGGUAGGGUUGUGAAACAUCGCAAUCUGAUUAUUCAAUACAAUAGUAUGAAGCCAAAAAGAGGUCAAGCUCUCUAACUACUCCUAAUACAAUAGUUUCCGUUUCCAAAUCAAGUGCUAAUUGCUAUGAUAAAAGAUUAGAAAUUUCACCAGAAAGAGUAACUCUUUCAAUAGAUAAAGGAUUAAACUCAAGUAACAUUUAAUGUGCAUUAAAUCAGUAGAUAAAUAAAAAUAAUGAAAACAUAAUAAAACUUUAAAACCUUUAUGAAGACAGAUUGAAGAGAAGCGAUACAAAUAUUUUAGAAUAAGAAGAUUCAUCAAAGAGCGAGGAUAUUUAGAAAAAAUAACCAUAAUAGCCUAAAAAAUAACAGUUAAAUGACUAAAAAUAAUAAAAUAAUUCUAAUUAAUGUUAAUAAUUACUAUCUUAGUCCUCCUUAACAUAAAAUAAUACUCAACCUAUGAAAUUUAUAAAGGUACUUGGAGUGCCUCAUUCCAAUAAAAGUGAUCAAGUUGGAAUUUUUUUGAAGAUGAAAGAAGAAGCUAUAAAAUAGAAAGAAUUGCAAACAAAUUCAAUAUUAGAAUAAUAAAAUUCCAUUUAAAAAAUUUAAGAGAUCACUCCAUAGAUUGCUCGUAAUGCUAACAAAAUAGCUUCUUAAAAUUCUCUUGGGGUAUCUAUUUUGGAAUAGUACAUGAAUCCAGAGAGUUGUGCUAUCAAAAAAAGUGAUAAAAAUAGUUAGAAAUAAAACAAAUCUUAUCAGUUUUAAGCUAAUUAAAAUGGCAAUAAUAACUUAGAAAAUAUAAAUAAAUAAAAUCAAAUAAAUAAUGGUUAUUAUUUACCUUAAGAAAAAAACGAUUAAAAACCAAUAUCACCAGGUAAUUAAAAUUAAUCUAGCAUGCUAAGUAAUAAUCCAUAUAAUCAAAUACAAAAUGAAUUUGAGCAGAACUUAUAAUAAAUACCUAAACAAUAGCUUGAUAUAUUGUAAGAAUAAAAAAUAAAAUUAAACAGCAUACUUUAUUCUAGAAAGUAAUCAUAUAAUAAUAAUUAAAAUUUAUAAGAUUUACCAUCAGCUAGACUUUCUGGAUAUUCAGUUGGAAUUACAAGUUAAUAUGACAACAAAAAUAUAUUUAACUAAAAUAGUAAUUUAAAUACCUUACCUAUUAAUGUUAGAACCCAAUCAACUGAUAAUUCACCUUAUAACAUAUCAAAAACCAAUCCUAAUGAAAUAGAUGACUUAGAAUUUAAAACAAAAUCUAUGGUGAGAUUUAAUUUAAACUCAGACACUCCUCAAAGACAUUCUUCAUUCAAUUAUAGAAGGUAAUAAACACCAGAAAAAUCAUCUCUCAAAGGAAGUAACAAAUCACAUCUAAAUAGCAACUUAAGUUGCACUUCAAACGAAAGUGAUUAGAAGGUAAGUAAAAGACUAUCAACUUCUAUAGAUUUAUCUAAUAGUAAAUAUCACUAUAAUGAAAACCCAGUAAAUUUAUUUUAUAUGAACACACUUUAAAAAACCUAAAACCAGUGGUUGGAUUUAUAUUCUGUGAACCCAUAGAUAUUAGCCAAUGCAUCUCCUUAAAAAUAUUAAAAAAGCAGAUAGAUUUAAAACAACCAAUAAAUUCAACAAUAGUGUCUUCCUCAAAUAGCAUGAUUGUUUGUAUUUAUCUUAUUCAAAUCAAAAAUUUAGAAGGAUAUUUUAUGUUUUUUUAAUUGUUUUAUUAAUAUAAAAAAUUUUCGAAAUUUAAAGAGUCAA
Tetrahymena thermophila SB210 is the source of this 3867-nucleotide messenger RNA. Its product is annotated as MORN motif protein. The record is from RefSeq and is a predicted model, not a curated record. The annotation marks the transcript as partial. The transcript has a single exon. NCBI's taxonomy places the organism in Eukaryota, Ciliophora, Oligohymenophorea, Hymenostomatida, Tetrahymenidae.